UGUCUUUGUUGGCCUCCUUUUUUUUUAUUUCUUUGACGCAGGCCUCGACACUCAUGACUGGCAUCGCCCUUGUACAACAGACACCACCACAUCCAGCUCAUACUCAUCGCUGCCCAAAACUUAAACAUAAGUGUCUCUCAAUUGUGCACCCGAGCCUAUCGAAGCUCUGUGCCCCCCACCGUAACGGAAAGGGGUUGAAAGGGGACUAUCAUGUCUCCCUGUCUCGAUAAACAGCAUCAUGACAAGAGGCGAAAUUCAUCGUGAAGCGCAUUAGCGUGCGAAGCGCUUGGUCCAGGGCUUCUCGGCGCUGGUGGAUCUGACACCUGCAGGCUGGGAUGUGCCCCCAUCUAGGUUGCAUCUUUGCUGCAGGAACUGAUGCACCUGCUCGAGUAGUAAACUUGUCGAUUGCUGAAGCUCUACACCAUCUCGCCUUGAUGCAGUCACGCGCAAGUACAUCGGCGCCCUAGCCGCCGCAGCAGACGAUUACUGCUAGUCCUGAUAUCCUGAACACGGAUGGAUGGACGGAUGGGCCCGACACUGAUUACUGGUCACAUCAGAAACAUGACCAUCCAGUGACGUCGCGAUACUCUGUUUCGAUAACAGCCUUGGUGUGAUGAAUCAGGGACUGCCAAGGGAUGUUUCCUUUUUGCGCCUUGCUUGGCUGUACAAGACCCCGACUGAUACAGUGAAGCGUCGUGUUAUCGUCAUGAGUCACAUGGAUGGUUUCGCCCUGCCAGACCGAAACAGGAACAGAAGAUGCAAAUGCAUAUUUGUAAUGCGUCAGAUUUACUGCAGAUAUCCAUGUGUACGUAGUUGAAGGGUCAACGUGAUGCAAGUCCUCAUGGAUGGACCCUGUUAUUUCGAUUCUGCUCGUCCAUAUCUGGCAUUGCAGCCUCCCCAGUUUCCAAAUGGAGAUGCGAGACGUGACAACCCAGAAACAGAUCAAGGAUGGGAUCAUUCAGACGGGCCGGCCCCAUUGACCAAUAACAGGCUCCUUAGCUUGACCCUCCAAGCUAUGACGCUGUUGUAUCAGAAGCACACGCUGCAGUACAGAGCCUUUAGCCGCUAAACGGACACGUCGCAGCUUAACGUUAGAGAGGCCAACAACCCCAGAGCAGAGCUUCAUCCAUACAACGACAACCUCGCUCGCAUCCAUUCACACUGCCUCACACGACGUGCCAACCACACCCGUCGACGUCACAUCUCCAACGAAUUCAGGCUUCUCAUUGACCUCAACGCCGUUGUGACCUCCAUUAACCUCAUCAAUUCCCCGCCCCGCAUCUGUCCCGACCGCCACCAUGAAGGCCGCCCUCUUCCUCUCCGCCCUCGCCUCUGCCGCCGUUGGCGUUGUCGCCGAGGACCUCAAGAUUGACGUUACUCUUCCCGUCGUCUGCGACCGCAAGACACAGAAGGGAGACAGGGUUCAGAUGCACUACCGUGGCACCCUUAAGGACUCGGGCAAGCAAUUCGAUGCCAGCUACGACCGUGGCACUCCUCUUGACUUCGUCGUUGGCUCUGGUCAGGUCAUCAGGGGAUGGGACGAGGGUCUUCUCGACAUGUGUAUUGGCGAGAAGCGACUUUUGACUAUCCCGCCUGAGUACGGCUACGGCCAGCGAGCCAUUGGCCCUAUCCCCGCCGGCUCUACCCUGGUUUUCGAGACAGAGCUCGUUGGAAUUCAAGGCGUCCCCAAGCCCGAGAAGAUCGAGACAAAGGUUGUCGAGGGUGCCGAGACUGCCGCCGAGGCUAUCAGUGAGGCUGCUGAGUCUGCCGCAUCUGCCACCAAGAAUGUUGCUGGUAAGGUUGCUCAGGCUGUUGUCGAUGCUGCUGAUGCCGCCAAGACCAUCAUUGCAGACACUGAUGACGCUCCUGAGCACGAGGAGCUGUAAAGAUUUGAUGUCUUCAAUGAUCUACUUUGUGCAUAACGUAUCAACCCAUACCAUGCCAUAUUCUGUCUUAAACGCAGCCUUGAGAAGCUGGAAAACAAAACCCGGAUCCUGUCAACGUCGUGUGCUAUCCGCUCGGGGCUAAGCCCCACGCUGGCCCUCUGUGACAUGUUGGUUGCAUGUGCAUAAUCGCGCUGUAGAGAGGGUCUAUUGUCUAUCUCGGGCAAUAGGAUUUGUCUCGUAGAUCUCGACGUCACUAUACGAUACCCUC
Messenger RNA from Fusarium odoratissimum NRRL 54006, 2154 nucleotides. Its product is annotated as FK506-binding protein 2. The transcript has 5 exons. Gene Ontology annotation, biological process: protein peptidyl-prolyl isomerization. Gene Ontology annotation, molecular function: peptidyl-prolyl cis-trans isomerase activity. The record is from RefSeq and is a predicted model, not a curated record. Bases 1299 to 1886 code for a protein of 195 amino acids. Lineage: Eukaryota; Fungi; Ascomycota; Sordariomycetes; Hypocreales; Nectriaceae.